AUGUAUUCCCAAAAUUCUACACCACCGUCAGUCCUUCCACCAGGAUAUGGUCAACCACCCCCAGGACCACCAUAUGCCGCUGGGCUUUCAGCUUCACCUCUGGUGUCUCAGACCUCCUGGUCAAGUGGACUUUGUGACUGUUGCCUUGAUAUCCCUAACUGUUGUAUAACAUGUUGGUGUCCUUGCAUUACUUUCGGACAAAUAGCUGAGAUUGUUGACAAUGGAACAACUUCUUGUGGAGUACAUGGAACUCUCUAUGCGUUGAUCAAUGUUCUAACCGGUUGUGGAUGCAUUUAUUCUUGCUUUAAUCGUACCAAGAUGAGGCGCCAAUAUGGAUUGCCUGAAGUUCCUACUAAUGAUUGCUGCGUUCAUUUCUGCUGUGGGCCAUGUGCCUUGUGUCAAGAGUAUCGCGAGCUUCAACGCCAUGGAUUCGACUUGUCUAUUGGUUGGCAAGGAAAUAUGGAUAGGUCGAGGAUGUCUAACAAUGGAGUCCAAAUUCCAUCCACUCCUCUUGGAGGAAUGAAUCGUUAG
This is a messenger RNA of Lactuca virosa, 531 nucleotides long. The record is from the annotation of a GenBank genome assembly. NCBI's taxonomy places the organism in Eukaryota, Viridiplantae, Streptophyta, Magnoliopsida, Asterales, Asteraceae.